UUCCAACCAAUCAGUAACUGCAGCGAUCUGUGUACCCGGAAGCGCUCACCCUUAGGAUCGGGGACUUUAGCGCGCAAUGGGGAUCACAUGACUGUAUGUUCCCUACAGUGUCAUUUGGGAGUUAGCCCUUAACCUCCCCGCUUUUUCUCGUCUAGGCUGCCUUGCUGGGGAGGUAAGGUCGUCUGCUCUUCCUGUUACUGUGCCGGUCUCACCGCCAUACCCGGUCCCUCUACUGACUGACUAUGGGACGAGGAAAAGACUUAUUUGAUGCCUCUAUUUUCAAUAAUAGCCAUUUGCAGGCUGUUAAAUAAACGGAAUGGAAGCUUUGUUACAAGGGAUUCAGCAACAAGAGAGAAUGGGGUCUUUGCAAGGCUCCUGUGAGGCUGAGCUGCAGGAACUCAUGAGGCAGAUAGACAUUAUGCUGGAUCACAAGAGGUCGCAGUGGGAAGCAGAGACUGAAACACUCAAGACCCGUCUAGAGCUGAAAGAGCAGGAGCUGAAAUCUUCACUGGACAGAGAAGAUCACUUAAACCAGGAGGUUAGAAGACUGAGACAGCAGCUCAUACAGCAGGAAGAAGAGACUCAGAAUAAGACUGUACAGUAUGAGGCUCAACUGUCAGGCUUUAAGGAGGAGUUAAACAGAUUAAAAAAAAGUUACGAGAAAGUACAGAAGAAGCACCUGCGAUCAGAGAUGAAGAAUAAAGUAGACGAGGAAAGAUCUGAAGUCAGCCGCCUGACGCGGCGGUUAGAGGAAUUCCGACAGAGGUCUUUGGAUUGGGAGAAGCAGCGUCUGUUGUAUCAGCAGCAACUGGCUGGACUUGAGGCACAACGCAAAACUUUGAGUGAGCAGGCAGAAAUGUACCAGCAACAUAAUCGCAAACAGAUGCUGGAGCAGACAAGCCUAGCUGGCUGCUCUGAACUUCAAAACCUCAGUGGUCAGUUGCUUCGGGCCAAUGACAGUCUUUGUGUUAAAGAAGAGGAAGUGGAGACUCUGAAAAUGCAGCUGCGCUCUGCCGUUGAAGGACAGAAGCGGGCAGAACAGGAAAUGGCGCACUCACGGCAAAUCAUUCAGGCACUUAAGGAUGAGAAGGCCGAGCUAAAGGCCACUUUAAAAGCUCACACAGAAUUUCUACAGGGCUCUAGAACUCAGAAAGAUGAGUAUCUCCAAGAAGGGAGCAGGGGAAGUGAGGCUCAAAGAGAAAAGAACAGCAUCAGGUCUCUGGAGGAACAGUUACAGGAAAAUAGACUAAUAGGAGGCCAGACUGAAGUGGAGGCUGUAAGAUCUGAGCUGUCUGUCAGUCGAAUGAAUGAACAGAGACUACAGGCCGAGGUGACCUGUUUGGAAGACAGUGUUGAGUCUGUGGCAACACAGUGUCAGCUGCUGGCAAAGGAGCUAAAAGCAAAGGCGGAAUAUCUACAUGAGGUUGAAGAGGAACAUAAAAAAUGCUUGGCUGAAAUGAAAAAGCUGAAAGGCCAGCUCUCACAGACUGAGCUGACCCACAAGAGUGUGCUGGAUGGGAUGAGGAAGGAGAUCUCACAGCUCACUCAGGAGUUACACACGAGAGAUAUCAGAAUGGCUUCCAAUGCAGGCAUCGACUGGGAAAGGAAAAUUCGAGCUGAACGGGAGAGAGCAGAGAGAGAGGCAGCAGAAAACAGGACACUGAAUAAUUUGGAGCAGGCAAAUCAGAGGCUGCAAAAGGAGCUGCUGCAGACACAGGAGAAACUGGAGCUGAUCAUGCAGAGAAGAGAGUCUGAAAUCCAGAAUGCAGUGGAUAGUAGAUCUCAAGAGCUGUUAAAGAAACAGGAGCAGGAGCUGACAAUGAUGCAGGAGCGGCUGAAGGUUUAUGAGCAGGAACUGCAGACUUUCAGGUCCCAACAAGAUGCAGCUUCAAGUGGAGGCUCGCUGGAGUCCAUAUUCUCUGAGGUUUGGAAGGAACAAGCUAUGGCAUCACCAAUAUGUGCAACAAAUGUGGAUUCCUCCGCAGAGCCAGUGGAAGACCUUGCCUCUUCGCUUCCAGUUCCUCCCACCUCCCCAGCAAAUGCUGUAGCCUCACGCUUCCUGCAGGAAGAGGAGCAGCGAUCACAUGAACUUUUGCAGCGACUAAAUGCUCACAUAGAAGAGCUGAAGCAGGAGAGUCAGCGCACUGUGGAGCAUUUCACCCAGCCCAGGUAACACAAAGCAGGACUUUGAACCAGCCCCGCUAAGGAUGGUGGUGAAUUUUACUGACAUUGUAUUAAAGAUCUGCCUAAAGAUCCUCUUAACAAAGUUACUCCAAGCUACCUUUAAAUGUUGCAUUGCCACCAAAACUCGACUUAGUAUAGGAAUAGUAUUGGCUACACCGUAUGUAAUGAUACCUAAAAUUCUGCUCUGUUCCAAUUAAUCCAUGCUUUGUUACAGUUUUCUUGCUCCAUGAUGUGUCAGCUAACACUAGUUGCCAAACAGUGGUCCUGUGUACAUAAUAACCCAACCCCUGUAUGUAUAUAUUCUCUUUAAUCUUAUUCCUUACCAUUGUGGUCAGUAAAACACUUCCAAAAUUUUCAUUGUCUUCUUCUGUAACGUGUGUCCUUGGUCUCUGCAUUUCAUAUUUUUAGACUGUUCUGUCUGUCCUGAUAUAAAGGUCUGCAUAUAUUUAAUAAAAAAUUUUUUUUUUAUUACAAAUAAAUUAUUUUAUUUUAUUGCA
Messenger RNA from Xenopus tropicalis (tropical clawed frog), 2681 nucleotides. RefSeq names its product centrosomal protein 63kDa (gene cep63). The transcript is spliced from 14 exons. Lineage: Eukaryota; Metazoa; Chordata; Amphibia; Anura; Pipidae. Gene Ontology annotation, cellular component: centriole. The record is from RefSeq and is a predicted model, not a curated record. The coding region runs from base 317 to 2173 and encodes 618 amino acids.